This is a messenger RNA of Drosophila novamexicana, 5151 nucleotides long. RefSeq names its product clathrin interactor 1 (gene lqfR). Gene Ontology annotation, biological process: endocytosis. Gene Ontology annotation, molecular function: clathrin binding; phospholipid binding. Lineage: Eukaryota; Metazoa; Arthropoda; Insecta; Diptera; Drosophilidae. Gene Ontology annotation, cellular component: endosome; plasma membrane; clathrin vesicle coat. Bases 279 to 4511 code for a protein of 1410 amino acids. The record is from RefSeq and is a predicted model, not a curated record. The transcript is spliced from 7 exons.
CACUACUACAAUUUACAACACUGACGAGAGACAGCUCACCAAAUUCUGCCUGUAGAGCAGUGAUUUUAUUUUGCAUUUUCGUUUAAAUUUUAUACUUUUUAUUUGGCUUGAAAUAAAACUUAUACAAGUACAUGCAACUCGUCAAAACGAGCUCUUCAUGUAAUAAUAUAUAUGCAUACGUAAUCUACACACUACAAAACAAAAGUAAAAACGAGUUUUGUCAGCCAGCAAUUUGGCAAGUUUGUGUGAAAAAUUCCAAAGCAGAAAAUUAAGUUAAAAUGGUUGAUAAAUUCAUCAGCAUGUGGAAAGUGCGCGAAUUGGCUGACAAAGUCACCAAUGUCGUAAUGAACUACACAGAAAUUGAGGGCAAGGUGCGCGAGGCGACCAACGAUGAUCCGUGGGGUCCAACCGGUCCACUCAUGCAGGAGCUGGCGCAUGCCACAUUCUCUUACGAAACCUUUCCAGAGGUCAUGUCCAUGCUUUGGAAACGUAUGCUCCAGGACAAUAAAACCAAUUGGAGGCGGACCUAUAAGAGCUUGUUGCUGCUGAACUAUUUGGUACGUAAUGGGUCGGAGCGCGUGGUAACCUCGUCCCGGGAGCACAUCUACGAUCUGCGUUCGUUGGAAAAUUACACGUUUACGGACGAGGGCGGCAAGGACCAGGGUAUUAAUGUUAGGCAUAAGGUACGAGAGCUUAUAGACUUUAUUCAGGACGAUGAUCGCUUGCGCGAUGAGCGCAAGAAAGCCAAAAAGAAUAAGGACAAGUAUAUUGGCAUGAGCAGCGAUGCAAUGGGCUCCCGGAGCGGUGGCUACAGCGGAUACAGUGGUGGCAGUAGCGGUGGCUACAACGAUGGCGACUGGCGCAACAAUCGCGGUGACAAUUGGUAUUCCGAUAAGAGCUCUGCAGACCGUUACGAAGACGAGGAUACUCAAUAUGAUGGCGAGCGCGAAGGUUCCGACAGUGACUCACCCAGUCCCAGACGCAAUUACCGAUACAAUGAUCGUGCUAGUCCUGCUGAGGUGGCCACUGAGAGUAAACCCCCAAACCUCAACAUGAACAUACGCUCAAAGGCUGUCAGCUCGCCGGUGUCUAAGCAGCCGACAUCCGCUGGUGCCUCAAAGCAGCCGCCAACACAAAAGAAAAUUAACUUGGGUGCUGCUGCUAACUUUGGCAAGACGCCGAACGCGGCCGGUAUUCAUUCGCCCACGCAUCGUGACACGCCCACCACAAACAGCGUUGAUCUUAUGGGCAGCACCUCGCCAAACAACAACAACAAUAACAAAAGCAAUACGCCGAGUAACAAUAAUGAUCUGCUGGAUGAUCUUUUCAAGACGUGUGCUUCGACGCCACCACAGCAGCAGCCGCAGGGCGAGAAGACACUUAAUAGCGCAGCUGUUAUUGUUGAUGACGAUGAUGACUUUAAUCCGCGUGCUGCUGACGCUGCUCCAACGCAGGAAUUUGGCGAUUUUGCGGCUGCUUUUGGCAGCGGUCUAUCACCUCCAUCGACGGGCAUACUGCCGACGGCAGGCAAUGACGAAUUUGCGGAUUUUGAUGCAUUCCAGAGCUCCAGCACUGCGACAGCAUCAUCAACGUCGGCCCUGGAUGGCAAUCUGUUGACGACGGCGACGCCAGCUAAUGAUGCCUUUGACCUCUUCAAUGCCGCAACGCCAGCAGCUGCGCCAACGGCAGCAACAACCGCGACUGAUCUGCUGGCCGGAUUGGGUGAUUUAUCGAUCCACCAGAGCAUGCCAAUGGCUGUUGAAACGCAGCAAGUCACAAAGACGCAGCUGCCACCGCCAUCGGAAUCGAUACGCCUGGCUCUGUCGAAGGCCAUUGCGGAUUUACGUGACCUGCCGAGCGUGCAGAGCGCUGCAGAUGCCAGCUUUGUGGCUGCCACGUUACGUCAAUUGCACAACGCUGGAGCACUGCCAGGAUAUACAACACCUGAGCAGCUUGUGGGACUUGAUCGCGGUGUUGUUGAUUGGUCCCAACUGGCCAGUGGCGAGUAUGCUGCCCUGCUCACACAGCUCGGCAGACUGUUCACACAGGAUUGGCCACAGCCCACCGAGGAUGUGGAGGUUUUAAAUAUGUUUAAAUUGGAUCACAGCAUUGGCUAUGCGGAGGUUGCAUUUGAGACGCUACAACAGCAACUGGCACGGGUGCCGAGCACGGCUGCCUCUAUGCUCGCCGCUCUGCUACAGGAUGAGUGCCUGCUGGCUAUUUGUUUGCUGCACUCAGCACGUCAGCGUGGAGCGCUAUUAAAACGCUUUGCGCGCACCAUUAAAGUGUUACCGGAACGACUGUUGGAGGAGCACGAUGCUCAAACUAUGCACUUUAUACAGUUGCUCAAUGGAUUGCCCGGCCUGGUGGCCAAUAAAAUGGGACGAAAUUUGCCCGCGUUAUUAGCUCCCAUUGCUUACGGACGCCUGCUUCUACAGCAAUGGCUCAAGGCUCUGCACUUUGUGCUGCAGUGCGAGGAUCAAUCGGGAUAUUUCGAUCCAGGUCCAUUCACCUGGCUGCUGACUCGUGUGGUCAACAACUUUUUUGAUGCUUCCACUCUGGAGAGUCUGUUGCGCGUGCUCGAAGAUCUUGCGGUUUACCCAAAAUCACGCAACGUCUUGCUGCAAAUUAUAUGCGAUUUGGAGCCUUCGAUUUGUUUUAAGUUGGCACAGAGUGCAAUAAAUGCGCAGCUUAAUCUUUACGUGCUGUUGGGACCAGCCGCAAUGGAAACGGAACACUGGCAACAUUGUUUGCUUCAGAAGCUGCCGCUUCAGCGUGCGCCCACAGAAAAUGGACCUUUGUGCACGUUGUUGGGCUACCUCAACGUGACGGCACCCACACGGCUGCACUUGCUCUUCACACAACUUCUGGGAAUUUGGUCUAAGCGGAUCACCCUGCAGAAGCUGAGCACCCAGGAGCAUUUGGCCAUGUGCAAACUGCUAAUACUGGCUGGCAAAUGUAAUGGCAACAUGAAGCCAGAUCACAAACGCCAGCUGCACGACGGCCUGGGUCAUCAUCUACAGUCUCCUGACGUCUUGCAGCGUUAUGUAGGUAUGAAGACCGUGGAGCUGCUGUACAAUCACAUGAUACACGCGCAAGCCUCCGAGGAGGAGCGUUUGAAAUUCGAUUAUGCUGCCCUGGAGCAAACGCCGCAUUGGCGCAUAAUCGAAGAGCUCGAAAAGCUGGCGCAAUUUAAGUAUCCCAGCAAAGCGCAACUGGAUGUGCGACCCAAUCAAGGACUGCUGCAGCGCCUCGAGCUGCACAUGGCUCAGCUUAUGGGAGAGCAGGAGCAGCAGACCCAUGUCCCAGCCGUGCAGUCCAAGCAGCAGACCGAAAAUGUUGUAAACAUGCAGCUGGACUUGGACUCGGAUGAUGAUGAGACACCUGCACAGCCACUCGACGAGGACGACGAUGAUUUGCAGCCAUAUGACAUGUCCAGUGACAUUUCCAGCAGCCUGGAACAGCGACCCAAAUUUCUGCUUGACCUGCUGCAUCUGUUGCGUACCAAAGUGCCCAACUAUCAAAUCUUUGAGGGUGCGCUGGGCACCGCCGAGCACCUAAUACGCAGCCAGCUGGCGCAGCAAGAUGUUAAGCUGGCGCUCGAGCUGCUGGAGCUGUUCAUAGUUUUGGAUAUGCAGUACUAUUUUGAGGACUUUGAGCGCAGCCAGUUCCGGUGUUGUGUGGCCAUAUGUGUAGCCAGGCCAGGCGCCUGUGCGGAGCUGCUCUGUCGCGAAUUUCACACGGAAAACACCCGGUAUGCGGCCAAUGUUCGCAUUCUAAUACUACAGGUACUGGCUGCAGCGGCCAAGGAACUCGCGGGUGAUGAAUACAAGCCGGCAACUGGUGAACAGAUACUGGACAUUGUGCCCUCCGUAUCCAAACAGCCGCGCAAGUUCCAGCUGCUUUCGGACGAGGAUGCGGCUGCUGCACGCCUGGCUGCCGCGCAGCGCAUUAUACGGGAGCGAUUACGUGCCAAGACAAAGCGUUAUCUAAGCAACAAAUCAGAGCCGGAGAGACAGGGCAAGCUGAAUCCCUUCCAUGCCGUUGCCGGCACAUUUUUCUUUGGCCUAGUGCGCGGACAACGGACACGUCAAAUGCUUUAUGUGAAAUAUGAAAACAUUUCGCAUGACAUCGACACCCAGCUCCUGAUCAAUAUGCUGCACACACUGGCCGUGCUGGUCAUGUGCUCACAAAACUGUCCGCUGCUGCCGGCCAUGACACGCGAGAUCUUUGAUCUCUGCGCCUUUGUGCGCUUCAGCUCAGAGGCACGUGUGCGUGCGGGCACGCUGCAGCUGCUGGGUAUUGCUCUGGUCACAACGCCCGCCCACCUCCUAGUUGCCCAUUUUGCCGAGUCGCUGAACGAGCUCAAGCGUUGGCUGGAGGAGUUUGUGCGCUCACCGCUCGUUGGCGGCGAAUCUUCGGACGAGUGCCGCGAGCUCGCCGAACAAAUUUUGAACACUUGCUACAAGCUGUUCGAUUCGGCGGUCCUCGAACAGGGCCAGGAAUAUUAAAUUUAAUUAUUGUCAUAUGUUCCAAAAAGCCCACAUUUAUGGAAGUUUAUAAUAUAUUGCUUUGUUAUUAAACUCGCUGCUACACAAAACAAACGAACAAGUGCAUAUUAUUAUAAAUACUUACAUACAGACACGCAGUGUACAUAUAGAUGAUAUUUCUUAGUUCGAAAACUAUUGCGUAACUUUGCUUUAAAAGAUGCUACUUAUAUUAAAUUAUCACAUCUUAUAUUACAAAUAAUAGUAAAUAUAAAAAUCAAUCGGAAUCUAGUUUACUAGGCUAACACUUCCAGAAAAUUCAAAUUUCUAAUAAAACUUUUCACAAAUAACUGUAGGAAUUCCAUGAAGUGGGCCUAAAUCAAUCUCGAAAUUUAAUAAUUAAUUACAUUUUUAUUUUUGAAGUCAUCAACAGCAUUAUUUUGAUAACAAUCUGGAAAUUCAGACAAUUGUCUAUUUUUUAUAACUUUUGAUAAAUUUACUUCUACUAAAAGCAAAUUAAAAUGGUUUUCAGUAAAUGUAAAGCAAAGCCGCAAUAAAUUUCGAAAAAGAUUUUUGGCAAAUCUACAUACUUAGGGAUAUGUAUAUAUACAUAGGCAUAGGUAAAUGCCAGCUUUUCUCAAUAUACCGGGCAUUGUGCCACAGC